AUGGCUCUCCUCCCCCUCCUCUCCCUGCUGCCACUCCUGGCUUCCGCGCAAACGCCUCUCACCGUAGUGAAAUACUCCUCCACACCAAACGGCUUCACCACGCCGCCGAGGGGCUUCAACUCCUUCGGUCUGCAGGUCAAUACCGGAGCGCAACCCAACUUCUCAUUCAAUCAAUCCUCUAUCCUAACGCAAGCCCGCGCGCUCGUGGCCAACUCACCUGCAUCCCUCCUCGCGGAUGGGGAUUACUACAUCUCUCUCGACUCCGGGUGGAGCGUCGGGUGUAAUGGCGACCAGUACGGCAGGAUCAUCGACGAUACGAGCAAGUUUGAUAUUUCGGAUCUGGCGCCGGAGUUGCAUUCGAUGGGGCUGAAGUUGGGGGUUUAUGUUGUUCCUGGGUCUUUUCAUGACGAUGGGGAUAAGACGAUCGAGGGGACGAGUAUUGCGAUUAGGGAUACGUGGGAUGGGCAUGAUAAUGGGUUGUGUCGGAUGGAUUUUGAUGAUGCGAAGGAUGGGGUGCAGCAGUGGCAUGAUUCGGUCGUGGGGUUGUUUGCGGAUUGGGGCGUCGAUCUGAUCAAGUUCGACUACGUUACUCCUGGCUCUCCGUCUCCUGGCAGUGCGACUCUGCAACCGAACACCUCUGGCUCGGUCAUCGCGUUUCAUAAAGCGAUCGAGAAAGUGGGUAGACCGAUUCGUCUGGAUAUCUCUUGGAAGUUGGAGAGAAACGACUCGUUCUUCGAUAUCUGGGAGGCUAAUGCGGAUUCGAUGAGGCUGGAUCAGGAUCUCAAUGCUCAGGGAGGGAAUAAGCUGGUCGAGUGGGCUGUGGUACAACGAGCGAUCGAGAACUACCGCCAAUUCAUCAGCACUGUUAUCGACGACAACCACCUACCAUUGACCAUCCAUCCGGACAUGGACAACGCGUUCAUUGGCAACCCGGAGAGCGUAACCGGCGUAUCUGAUGCAGAAAGAACGACGAUCGCAACCCACUGGAUCGCCGCGGGCGCGAACCUGCUCUCUGGAUCCGAUUUCACCAACCUUGAUGACUUGGGCAAGAAGUUAUUGACGUUACCAGAGGCGUGGGUCGACGUGGCCAACUUCACCGCCCAGUAUCCCAUGCAGCCCCGGAACCCGGGUACUGGAAAGAACUCGCCUCAGCAACUGCAGGUUUGGAUUGCCGGACCCGAUGGAUCAGGCGAUGCGGCGGUGGUGCUGGCGAACUAUGGGCCGGACCAAGGACAGGGCAAUUUCAACACUAGCCUGGAGGGUACGCAGAACGUGACUGCCACCUGGGCUGACCUUGGUCUCUCCGGCUCGUAUCAGGUGCGCAACGUGUGGGAGUCUGUAGAUUUGGGGACGUUGGACAGCCAGAUCAGCGCGCAGCUUGGUGAGGGUGAGAGCCAGCUUUUGAGAUUCCAGCGCGCCUCUUAG
This is a messenger RNA of Zasmidium cellare ATCC 36951, 1425 nucleotides long. Its product is annotated as glycoside hydrolase family 27 protein. Gene Ontology annotation, molecular function: hydrolase activity, hydrolyzing O-glycosyl compounds. Gene Ontology annotation, biological process: carbohydrate metabolic process. The record is from RefSeq and is a predicted model, not a curated record. The coding region runs from base 1 to 1425 and encodes 474 amino acids. The transcript has 2 exons. NCBI's taxonomy places the organism in Eukaryota, Fungi, Ascomycota, Dothideomycetes, Mycosphaerellales, Mycosphaerellaceae.